AUGGCGAAGUGCGCAAAGAUUCACAUUGCGAGCGGAAGAAUGGUGUCCGUAGAAACGCCUGAUUCUGCCACACAUGCGAGAGCUCUGCCAGACGCGUGCGGCGAGCUGCGGCGGCUCAUGUGGCCAGUGCGUGGGAAACGCGUCCGGCGGCGCCCGUCACGGACCGUCCGCGGACUUGUGAAGGACAGGCGUGGUCCCCCCGGCAUUUUUAUUUCCUGCCACCGCGCGGUGGAAUAUGUGCCGGCAUCUCCCACGCAGCCAAAGUUUUCGAGGGAAAAGCGGAGGAUGAUUUGCGAGCAACACUUUCAUAUGACUUUCAUAAAUGCGGCGACGAGUCGUGAUCAUCCUGGAGCGCAGGCGCGCAGGAGUGAGUUGCCAGAUCUCCUUCCUCCUGGCAGACGAAAGAAGGCGUGUGAAUUAUCUCCGGCGUGGAAUCUCACAUUUAAAGGGGGUGGCGUUAAACUUGCGUGCAUGGAAAGAAAGUGGAAAGAGGGUUCAUGCAUUGAACUAUCGAUGCACGAGAGAGGGUGUGAAUUUCCUCGUACCCGAACCGGCGCGAGGGAUUGAGCAAAGACAAAAGAAGGAGAAGAAGAAGAUGAAUUAAAAAAUGAUCGAGCAAGAUUUUCAGUCCUUUCGGCUCGAGAACCUUGCCUGCUGCUCUCACUUGAAGAUGAAAGAGAGAAGCAAAAAAACUGUGGACUCCCCAGGAGGAACUGACAAGAUUCGUCCUCGAAAGAGAGAGCUUUUGCGCGGCUCAAAACUUUGUAAAAUCCUAUAAUAUGUGUUUCACAUCUUCUCCGAUGCAAAUGA
Selaginella moellendorffii is the source of this 810-nucleotide messenger RNA. RefSeq lists its product as uncharacterized. The record is from RefSeq and is a predicted model, not a curated record. The coding region runs from base 1 to 567 and encodes 188 amino acids. Lineage: Eukaryota; Viridiplantae; Streptophyta; Lycopodiopsida; Selaginellales; Selaginellaceae. The transcript is spliced from 5 exons.